This is a messenger RNA of Vitis riparia (riverbank grape), 1804 nucleotides long. Its product is annotated as heat stress transcription factor A-4b-like. Gene Ontology annotation, biological process: regulation of transcription by RNA polymerase II. The transcript is spliced from 2 exons. The coding region runs from base 220 to 1548 and encodes 442 amino acids. Gene Ontology annotation, molecular function: DNA-binding transcription factor activity; RNA polymerase II cis-regulatory region sequence-specific DNA binding. Gene Ontology annotation, cellular component: nucleus. The record is from RefSeq and is a predicted model, not a curated record. Lineage: Eukaryota; Viridiplantae; Streptophyta; Magnoliopsida; Vitales; Vitaceae.
UUUCCAUUUCAGUCUUCAAACUUUCUUUUUCUCCGAGUUCCCAUUUCAACACCUCGGCCUCUUUUAAAUUUCCGUCUCUCCUCGGGUGUGGAAAUUCUAGGGUUCCAUUCGUCAAUCACCUCUCUUCUUCCUCUGAAUUUCCAUGCCUCGAUUCUAAAUUCUCGUAUGCAGCUCUGAGAUGCUCUGCAAUUCCCUAAACCCUCACAAAAUCCACAGUCCAUGGAGGCCUCUCAGAGCACUAGUUCCAAUUCUCCCCCGCCCUUUCUCACCAAAACCUAUGAAAUGGUGGAUGAUCCCAUCACCGAUUCGAUCGUUUCGUGGGGUCAGACUGGCCACAGCUUUGUUGUUUGGAAUCCCCCUGAGUUCGCCAAAGAUUUGCUCCCCAAGUACUUCAAGCACAACAACUUUUCCAGCUUUGUCAGGCAGCUGAAUACUUAUGGUUUCAGGAAGGCUGAUCCUGAGCAGUGGGAGUUUGCAAAUGAGGAAUUCAUUAGAGGUCAGAGGCACCUUUUGAAGAACAUACAUAGACGCAAGCCGAUUCAUAGCCAUUCCACACAAAAUCAGGUGGGCUCAGCACCAUUACCAGAAUCAGAAAAGCAGGAAUUUGAGGCUGAAAUUGAGAGGCUGAAACAUGAUAAGGGUGCACUUCUGUCAGAGCUACAGCGGUAUAAACAGGAGAAUCAGUUCUUUGAGUUUCAAACACAGUCUUUAGGAAAACGAGUGUUUGAUAUGGAACUCCGGCAAAGGAAAAUGAUGGCCUACUUAGCGCAAGUAUUGCAGAAACCCGGAUUUACUUCUAGUCUCAUGGCACAGUCAGAAAUUCAUAACAAAAAGAGAAGGUUAUUGAUGCCUAAUUACCUUUUUAAUGAAGCCAAUGUUGAAGAGAAUAUGGUUGUGACUUUCCAGAAAGAAAAGCCGGACACAAUUUCUGUUCAAGGGGAGAAUGUUGAGAUGAUUGAGAGUUUGGAAUCAUCUUUAAAUUUUUGGGAGAAUUUUCUCUAUGGGAUUGGUCAAGGCUCAGCAGAUGUAAUGGAUGGUUUUGGAACACUUUCCCAGCCUUCUCCAAUCAUUAUUACAGAAAUGCAUUCAUCAUCAGAUCCAGACACAAGCACCCAGCCUUGCUCACCUAAAUCAUAUCCGUCAUCACCUCAUUCCAGGGAUAUUCACUCAUCACCAGAGUUGGCCAGGGCUACAAAUCAUGCGGACAGCCCUGCUAUUUCUUCUAUUUAUCUCAAUAUAGAUGGUUGUCCUAAAUCUUUGAGGAUUGAUGUCAAUUCAGAGCCCACUAAUGCUUCUGAGGUUGAGGCCUCAAAAGAAUGUGAAGGAGGGACAACUGCUGCUGGGGCAAAUGAUGUCUUCUGGGCACAGUUCCUGACAGAGACACCUGGUUCAUCGGAUGCACAGGAGGUCCAGUCAGAACGGAGGGACACAUAUGGCGGCAAGGGUAACAGUAAGCCAGAUGACCACAGGAAAUAUUGGUGGGAUACAAAUAAUCUAGAUCAUCUUACUAAAAAAAUGGGUCAUCUUACUUCAUCUGAAAGAACUUAAUGUUGGUCCAUUCAUUUAACACUAGGUCUCAGUGGCUGGUUGUAUAUUAACUUAACUAAGAGGUAUGAUUACCUUGGUCCUAUAGUUACAGACUACAAGUUUUAGCCCUCACUGUUGUGGUGCAUGCCAGGUUCUUGCCAAUAAGUUUCUGAUGUUGCAAGAAAGUUUAUAUGUUCAUUAAUUUUUGUAUUUAUAUGAUAUCAGAUUAUAGGUUUUGUACAUUUUUCCAUCUAUCUAUACUUAUUUUUGACACAUA